ACUGUAGUUUAAAAAUAUUUUUUUUUUAUUUUGUUAAAGUCCAAGAUGUGAAGUUUAAAAUAACAAAAUAAAUUUACUCAAUUUGUUUAAAGAGUUAUAAUUUUAAAAUGAAAACAGGGAUUUCUCUUGGUAAAGUGAAUGGACUGUCAGUUAGUAGCAAAAAUGAUUGGUAAAAAUUUUAAGCGAUUUAGUAAAAUGCUUAAGAUAUUUUAAUAAGUUACUGAGUAAAAAAGCAGAUUAAUUUUUAACUUAAGAAAUAAAUAAACUGGCUUUAACAUUUUAUUCAAUCAAUCGUUUAAAAUUUUGCGCUAUUAUUUUUAACUUUUUUGUAACAUUGAAAGCAAAUUGUUUGAGUUCAUGAACCAAUAGAAGGCGCGAUAAUGAACUAAAUGUGAACUCGAAUAGCCUAUAACGAGUGAACAAAUAAUACACUUUCAACAAUACGUAAAUUGUGAAGCUAUGUUACGUAGUUUCGAAGUUAUGAAGGAACAGAUGAACAUAUUUGGUGUUCUAAUGUGGAGUUUCAAAACAUUAAUAAAGCACUUUUAAUAUUUGGAUUUUUAAUUCAAAUAAAAAAAUAAUCAAAAAAUUUAACCCGCUGUCAAAUCCAUUUCAUACAACCCAUCUGCUCGGACUAUGAACAGCCUAAUUAGCACCUCUUCACAAAUAAAAUGUCAACUGAAACCAAUGAAACCAUCGCAGGUGAUAACUCCUCCGAAAAUCAACCAAAACUUGGAAUAAACUCAUGGAAACCAUUAGAACAUCUUGGUGAUUCAUUAUCACCAAAAAAUGGCUCCAAUAAUGCUAACAUGCGAAGAAAUGCAAGUUUUGGUAAUAUGUUACCAUCAACAACAAAAGAGUCGAAAGUCAGAGUAAUUUAUACUGGUGGAACUAUUGGAAUGAUGCGAAAUGAAAGCAAUGUACUAAUACCAAUUCCAAAUGCGUUGGUCAAAAUGAUACGAAAAUAUCCAAAUAUGCAUGAUCAAGCUUAUGCGGAGAAAAGAUUUGGCACUGCAGCUGGUAUGGCACCUUUGAUUCUUCCAUUCAUUGAUGGUAUUCCAAAUCGAGUUGUAUACACGAUUACUGAAUACAAUCCACUUUUGGAUUCAAGUAAUAUGACAACUGAUGAUUGGGUCCACAUUGCCAAGGAUAUUCAUCAAUCAUAUGAAUUUUUUGAUGCAUUUGUUGUCCUCCACGGAACCGAUACUCUAGCCUACACUGCUUCAGCCCUAUCGUUUAUGUUGGAAAACCUUGGUAAAACUGUUAUCAUAACUGGCUCACAAAUUCCAAUAUUCGACACACGAACUGAUGGCAAGGAUAAUUUCACCACAGCCUUGAGCAUAGCUGGAAACUAUGUAAUUCCUGAGGUUUGUGUCCUCUUUGGCAACAAACUCAUGCGUGGUAAUCGAACCAUCAAAGUAAGCUGUGAUGACUUGAAUGCCUUUGAUAGUCCAAACAAUGUCCCAAUCGGUCGAAUUGGAAUCAAUUAUGAAAUUGACUAUCGUUUGAUAUUUCGUCCUUGCAAUAUUAGUCGUUUUGUUGUACAUGCUGAUAUGGAUGUUAAUGUUGGUCUUUUACGACUCUUCCCGAGUAUAACUAGUUCAACGUUUAGGGCAUUUUUAGCGCCACCUAUGAAAGGUGUAGUCUUGCAGUCUUUUGGAUCUGGUAACAUUCCUUCGAAUCGAAAGGAUAUUCUGGAAGAAAUUCGAGCUGCUUCGGAACGUGGUGUGAUUAUUGUUAAUUGCACGCAGUGUUCAAAUGGAUCGGUGGCGGAAAUCUAUGAUACGGGGAAGGUUCUGAAAGCAUUGGGUGUGGUGCCGGGCUAUGAUAUGACACCUGAAGCAGCUGUUACAAAGUUAUCUUAUGUUUUGGGAAAACGUGAUUGGACCUUGGAAUACAAGAAACAGGUAAUGCAAUCGAAUAUCCGAGGUGAGUUAACUGCUGAAAGUCCACUAAUGGAAGACUACGAUCUUAUAGAAGCAGUUGCUAGAUCAUUGCACUUGUCAUCACCUGCUGAACUUUCUCAACUAGGAGCCACUCUAUUUCCAGCAAUGUUAAAUGCUGCAGUUUUAGCUGGGGAUAUCAAAAAGAUCAAUAGUCUCAAAGCUUAUGGUGCCGAUUUGUCAGGUGUAAAUCAUGACAAUCGAACAGCUUUACACAUUGCCUGUCACGAAGGCAACCUACCCAUCGUCAAUCUUCUACUACAACAUGGAGUUUCUGUUCACAUUCGCGAUCGUUACGAUCGCACUCCUUUGAUGGAAGCUGUCAGCGUUGAUCAUCAUGAAAUUAUUCAAUUACUUUUAAGUUGUGGUGCUCAUUUGACUGGAUCAAUGCGAGCAAUUGGUGAACAGCUGUGUUCGGCAGCAGCAAGAGGAUCAUUGCUAAGAUUGCAGUCAUUUCAAUUAGCUGGAGCUGAUCUGGCACAAGUUGAUCAUUCGGGGAGGACGGCAUUGCAUGUUGCUGCAUUGCAUGGGCAUGUUGAGAUAGUUGAAUAUUUGGUGAAAAAUUAUGAUGAUAUAAAUGGAAAGGAUAAAUUGGGCCUGACAGCAUUGCAAUAUGCAAAAAUGAUUGAACAUGAAGAAGUUAUUAAAUUAUUUGGUGAUGGUUCUUCGUAAUGAUCUUAAAGUCAAUUUUGAUUAACCAGAUAAGAUCUCACAAGAGGCUCUCAGUUAAAUUAGUAAAUUAAAAUAAUUAUUGUAUCAUAAUUCGAAUAUAUUUAAAACUAUUUAAGUUCGUUUGCUUAAAAGUGUUAUUAUAAAUAAAGUAACGCUUUGCCAUACAAAAAACUGAACAAAUAUACAAAAAUUGUAUUUUAGCAAACAGACAAUAAUAUUGAAACUCAAUGUAAACCAAAAUAUAUGUACAUUAAAUAAACU
Molecule: messenger RNA, 2876 nt
Organism: Episyrphus balteatus (marmalade hoverfly)
Lineage: Eukaryota; Metazoa; Arthropoda; Insecta; Diptera; Syrphidae
Product: L-asparaginase
Exons: 7
Coding region: 672-2615 (647 amino acids)
Biological process (GO): amino acid metabolic process
Molecular function (GO): protein binding; asparaginase activity
Source: RefSeq, a predicted model, not a curated record